Molecule: messenger RNA, 774 nt
Organism: Lentinula edodes (shiitake mushroom)
Lineage: Eukaryota; Fungi; Basidiomycota; Agaricomycetes; Agaricales; Omphalotaceae
Product: Spc24 subunit of Ndc80-domain-containing protein
Exons: 5
Coding region: 86-673 (195 amino acids)
Source: RefSeq, a predicted model, not a curated record
CAAUUUUGAGUUUUUGCAACUUUGAACAUUCAUCCCCUUGUUCUAGACUUCGAAUAAUACUCUCCCUUUUCUGACAAUAUUUACCAUGUCAAUCGAAUUUUCAGAAACAACAAAGGUCAUCGUGGAAAUGGCCGCUAUGAUGGACCCUGAAGACGAUUAUAAUACCAUUGUCGAAGCGGAGGAGAAAAUCAAAGCAUCUAGAGUACAGAGAGAGAAAGAAAUCGAAGAAGCUCAUGCAAAUAUGAAAGCACUAUCCAAAACCCUUGAAGCUGCGAAACAAUCAGCGAAAAGGCCGAAAUCUGUUCCUUCUGCUGAGACUCAUGCUGCCACAGUCAACGAACUCGAUAACUCCAAACUAUCACUAGCAAAAUCUAUCAGUGACGCAGAGAAUAUGCUUGCCAGUCAAGAGGCAGAGCUUGCGGCUUUGAAAGCCGAAUGCCAGAGUUUAGAGCACUACGACCCUGCUACUGAGCAUGAAAAAGAUCUUGACGGAACUGCCCUUCGAUUGAAAAUUUAUAGGGGAAUGGGAUUUGACAUCGCAUUAGACGACAAGAAUCAAGUCUCCAAUGUUCUCAUACGUUCGCAAUCCGGAGAUGUCCAUUCUGUACCGUUGAACAUCGACAAAUCUCCGGCAGAUUAUACUCGCCAUCUUUGGAAGCUGGCAGCUUCGUAAAUAUUCCCCUCAAAUUGUUUCAUGCUGCAUUCAUUCGUUGUGUCUGUAAUUUUUAUCAAGUUCAUUUCGCGAUAAGAGCGUUAUUUUUUGGAUCUACGUGU